AUGGCUCAUCUAACACGGGAAGAAGUCCUCAAGUCGGGUGAGGUGUCCGAAAUAUACAGAAAGGCCUUCACAGCCCGCCCAUUCCAAACAACAGGCCCAGACUUCUUCGCCCACCGCGCCUCCCGCGCAGCCCACCUCUCGCAGCUCCGCCACCUGUACCCCAUCCCCGGCCCCAUUCCAGAGCACGUAACAGAAAGCCUCCACGACGUGCCCACCCGAGAUGGAGCCUCCAUCCGCGUCAAAGUGUACCAGCCUGUUGCGGGUCCGCCGGAGGAUGGCAGCCCACUGAUUAUGAUGUACCACGAAGGAGGCUGGAGUAUGGGUGAUUUAACGGAUGAAGAUAUGAAUUGUAGGAUGUUUACGAGGGAUUUGGGGGCUGUCUGUGUUAAUGUUGAGUAUCGUCUAGCACCCGAGCACAAAUUCCCAACCGGCAUCCAUGACUGCCACGACGCCCUCCUCUGGGCCAUCAAAAACAGCGCCUUACUCAACGCAACACCCACCCGCGGCCUCCUCGUAGGCGGCGCCUCAGCCGGCGGCAACAUCGCCGCCGUUCUUGCUCUUCUCGCCCGAGACACAGCUUUAAACCCACCCAUAACGGGACAGUACCUCUGCGUCCCCGCCCUCCUCCCCCACACAAACGUCCCAUCCCACCUCCUCCCCCUCUACCAAUCCCGCACUUCUAACAUAUUCGACCCCGUCCUCAAAGACAUGGCACCAGGAUUCAUCGAACCCAUCUACGAACCCCAGGAAAAGUCCCCGCUUUGGGACCCGUACAACCAUCCAGAUGGACAUAUGGGUGUCGCGAGGGCGUUUUUCCAGGUUGGCGGCUUGGAUCCGUUGAGAGAUGAGGCGGUGCUUUACGACAGGAAACUGAGGGAGAGUGGGGUCCUGACGCGGUUUGAGCUGUACAAAGGGUUUGGACAUAUGUUCUGGACGAACUAUCCCGAGUUGGAGGAGAGUAAGGAGUUUAGCAAGGACACGUUGGAGGGGGUCAGGUGGUUGUUGGAGAGGUAG
Alternaria incomplexa is the source of this 1014-nucleotide messenger RNA. RefSeq lists its product as uncharacterized. Bases 1 to 1014 code for a protein of 337 amino acids. Gene Ontology annotation, molecular function: hydrolase activity. The transcript is spliced from 3 exons. NCBI's taxonomy places the organism in Eukaryota, Fungi, Ascomycota, Dothideomycetes, Pleosporales, Pleosporaceae. The record is from RefSeq and is a predicted model, not a curated record.